Molecule: messenger RNA, 753 nt
Organism: Galdieria sulphuraria
Lineage: Eukaryota; Rhodophyta; Bangiophyceae; Galdieriales; Galdieriaceae
Product: peptidase
Exons: 4
Coding region: 94-693 (199 amino acids)
Molecular function (GO): serine-type endopeptidase activity
Source: RefSeq, a predicted model, not a curated record
AUUAAGAAGAAUAUUGUUUUGGGGUUUAGAGAUUAUUUCAUGCGUUGCGUUGUGUCUAUUCGUUGCUAGUCUUCAAGGUGUUGCAACGACGUAAUGUUGAGAGUACUAUAUUGGCUGGCUAGAACAAGAGAAGCAGUUGAGCCUAACCUGAGAGGACUUUUCUCAGGAAAACUAACGUUCUCAGAGUUUCAACAGAAUGUUGUGGAGGAGCUUCGCAGACCUGCUCUUUAUACCAAAGUAUUUUCUGGAGACGCAAUGUCUCCAACUAUCAAUGAGGGCAUACCACCUGGACAAGCUGGUGAAAAGGUUGUUAUUCGAAGGCUUAUCUCACCUUCUGAAAGAACUGUUUUUCUUGACGACAUUGUUGUUUGUAGAGACCCAACAGACGAUAGAAGGAACUAUGUUCGACGAGUUAUUGCAAUGCCUGGCGAGGAGAUGAUAAGCGAUGAUCCUAGAGACAUUCCCUUUUGUAUUCCUGCAGGUCAUUGUUGGGUGGUUCGUGAUAAUGAUAAGGCAAUGGAUGCAGCGGACAGUCGAAAAUUCGGACCUCUUUCCUUUGACCUCAUUCAUGGCAGAGUUCUAUAUUCCAUUCGUUCGCCUACCAAUUUUACUCGUAUUGUAAAUAGUAAGAAUGCAAUGCGUCGUGAUCACAUUAUUCUUGCCGUGGAACAGUCUUUACUAGGAGAUUUAUAAUAGAAACGGUUUGUUUGGUUGACAAAUAUUUGUUUCUAUCAUAAAAAUAUUUGUCAAAGA